Molecule: messenger RNA, 534 nt
Organism: Ornithodoros turicata
Lineage: Eukaryota; Metazoa; Arthropoda; Arachnida; Ixodida; Argasidae
Product: acireductone dioxygenase-like
Exons: 3
Coding region: 11-421 (136 amino acids)
Biological process (GO): L-methionine metabolic process
Molecular function (GO): acireductone dioxygenase [iron(II)-requiring] activity
Source: RefSeq, a predicted model, not a curated record
CCCAGAAAAGAUGACGGUGAGCCAAUUAUUUAUCUUUAUUUUUUCCCUCUCCGAUGUCCAGGCGUCAUCCGAGGCGGAAGAGAAGGCAGCACUAGACUACAUUCGUAAGACCAAACACAUAUCUGCGGAGGAUCGCUUGUACAUAUCUCCGAAGAGGGAAGACCACCAAUCUACGCUUCACCAAAUUGGCCGGGAGCACAAACACCCGGAUGAGGAGGUGCGCCUCUUCGAACGAGGAACUGGAUUCUUUGACGUGAGAGACCCACACGACCGCUGGCUCAGAGUGCGCCUGGCACAGGGAGAUCUCCUCAUCCUACCGGCCGGGAUUUACCAUCGCUUCACGCCUGCUAGCCUUGAGGAAGAAAUCACAGUGCGCAGAUUAUUUACGGACGAAUCCAGCUGGGUUGCAGAUUUUCGCUGAGCAUUGUCCGCAGCAAGAAUGCGAAACACAGAUAUUUGUUCCUUUUACAUAGGUGGAGUAUAGAAAAUGAAUGUACAUCAAAUUGGGUCAUUAAACGUCAUGCCAUUGCGAUA